AUGACUCAGUCUGAGGGUUCCUCGCCUUCUGGCAGAGAAGUGAUCCAAGAGCAUGAGCCAGACUACUAUUACCCUUAUUCUGUCUUUUCUUCUGAACAGUCAAGUCAACAGAUCAUAGCAGGGUGUCUCCAUACUGGACGCUCUGAACCUGGCACCAAAAAAGACGGUUUGAAAUGCAGUUUUCAGGCAUAUAAGAGGUCCGACGAUGUGCCAUGCUACUCGAAUGAAGCCGGAUUUUCAGAGAAGAAAAGAAGCUCCUUGAACUUGGAUACAUUCAGGACUACGAAGACGGAGACCACAGCUUCGACAUCACCUCAGUCGGAUCUCAGCCGUCCCCAACCUCCAUCGUCAUCUUCGUCAUUUAGCACUCCAGCUCCUAAGCAAGCGCCGCUGAACCUCGCCUCUAUCUCCCUGAAGGGUCUAUUUCGUCGUUUAGAUACUGAUGACAUACACAAGUCGGCUUCGCGGUCGGCUCUCAACAUCUCCACUAAGAACGCCACCAACAGCAUCAGCGAUCAGUGCGAGCUAUCGUCUUCGCGCAUAGUGAAGGAGACAGGUCGUCACCUUGCUUCUCGUUCAGAAAGCUCUCUGAUUCUCGUUGAAUCUCGCACAUGUGGCACAAUGCCUGACCAAUUGGAGAUACCAAAAUUUCCCAUUCCAGUGGACGGGAAAGGCAAGUCUCCGAUUGGAGAUGCAACUCUUCCCGAGGCUUUCAUCGUUGAUAGCUGCAAACUUAGUGACGAAUUUGUCGGCACCAGUUUCAUUCCUGGCUUGCGGGGCAAGAUCAUUGGUAAAGGUGUCACGGCUACUGUCAAAUUAAUGCACGGAAAAGGUCCCGGAAAGCAGCAUUAUUAUGCGGUGAAGGAAUUUCGCAAAGGUCGCAAGGAGAGCCUGCAAGCUUACGACAGAAAGGUCAAACUCGAGUUCAGCAUUGCCAAGAGCUUGCAUCAUCCUAAUAUUGUGGAGACUGUUCGUCUUUGCUCCCACGCAGGCCGUUGGUCUCAUAUUAUGGAAUACUGCAGUCAAGGGGACUUGUUUACAAUCGUCCAACAACGAUAUCUUUCAUUCGAAAGUCAAAUAUGUCUGAUGAAACAACUCUUCCAAGGCGUCGCAUAUUUACAUAGCAUUGGAAUUGCGCACCGCGAUAUCAAGUUGGAAAAUUUGCUCUUGACAGGAGACAGUCAUUUAAAGAUCACCGACUUUGGGUGCGCCAGAGUCUUCAGUGAGCUCCAUCCAGGUUUGCCAUCGAAUGACGGAGGAUGUGCGACAGUAUCUGGCAAGAUUCGCAAAUGUGGCCCUGGUGUUUGUGGCAGCCUACCGUAUAUUGCACCAGAAGUUCUGGCAGAAGACCGAAGCUACGACGCACGCUUGCUGGACAUAUGGUCUUGUGCCAUCGUCUGCCUUGCCAUGCUUCACUGCGGUACGCCAUGGGGAGCCGCAGAAGAGAAGGACCCUGGCUAUUCUCGCUAUCUCAAAUGGUGGGAAGAGUUCUCGACAAGAGAACCGGAUGGAAUUAUCACAGGUGAUGUGUAUCCUAAAACCGGAAAAUUCUUCUCGGAUCUUCGCACAAAAGCUCUUCGGCGUCUUAUUCUACGGAUGCUCCAUCCCAUCCCAGAGAGACGGGCUACCAUUUGCGAUGUGAUGAAGGAUCGCUGGGUCAAGAGGAUUGAAUGUUGCUGCCCUGAACCAGGCAAGCCUUCCAAUUGCUUUGAGGAAGUUGCCGGCGUGGUUUAUCCAAAGGUUCACAAUCAUCUGCCCCCGGUGAAGAAAGGCUUCUUCCAGCGCUAUAUCUAG
Aspergillus thermomutatus is the source of this 1794-nucleotide messenger RNA. RefSeq names its product putative serine/threonine protein kinase. NCBI's taxonomy places the organism in Eukaryota, Fungi, Ascomycota, Eurotiomycetes, Eurotiales, Aspergillaceae. The record is from RefSeq and is a predicted model, not a curated record. Gene Ontology annotation, biological process: intracellular monoatomic cation homeostasis; protein phosphorylation; intracellular signal transduction. The coding region runs from base 1 to 1794 and encodes 597 amino acids. Gene Ontology annotation, molecular function: protein serine/threonine kinase activity; ATP binding. The transcript has 3 exons.